UUCCCGAACGGUCGCAAGGGUUGUCAAUUGACUACUAUAGAGUCAUUGCACCCAGACCAGAGUUAGGGCACUGUUACUUUUACUCCUAGCUGAACCAAAGAUGCAGACUUCACGUUGCCUACGCCCAGCCUCUGCGGUCCCAUCCUAUCAGCCCCAGCCUAGGCGCCUGUCAUCCUAUGUAUGCCGCCCUGUAAGAUUGCUGGUGCCUGGACCGCUGCGUGGCCAAACCACCAAGUUCCUAUGCUCGGCGGGCGUCGCUCACCCUGGCGAGGAGGCCAAUAUUGGCCAAUUCAAGGGUCAAUUCGACCCGAAAAUGUCAGUACCUAAUGUCUUUGCUGCCAAAGGCGGUGGUGGUGGCCAAAACUUUGGCUCCGGUGGCAGCUUGGGAGCGGUCAUGGAGCGCAGCAGGCUGGAGUUUGUCAUGCCCACGCCACCAGCCGUGGCCCCAAAGCUAGAUGAUGGAGGUAGCGGCGGUGAUAUUGGCAAGAAUAUUCACAACGGUGGUGGUGGCGGAGACGGAGACGGUGGUGACGACGAUGACUACUUCAACGAGGACGGUGAUGGCGAUGGCGAGGGCGACGGUGAGGGCGGAGACGCCUUCUUCCGCACCCUUAUCCCAGAGUCUUAUGACAAAUUCUCCAUCGGGGCCGUCUUUGCGGAGUGGAUGCGGACGGUGGCAGAGCUGCCUCUCAUUCUUCGGCGUGCCGUGGAGAUGGGCCUCUUUAGCUCAGCGCAGCUAGUCCGCUUCUUCUCCAUGGACGUGCGGCCCAACCUGACGCGCAGCGUGUCACGGUCCUUGCCACCUGCGUGGGCCCGCGAGUUCGUGGGACGCCUCAUGGCCGACCCCGCCUUCGUCCAAAAGCUCUUCAUCGAGUCGUUCAUCGCCGCCGCCUCCUCGCUCUACUACGAGUACCGCGCGCGCGGCCCGGAGCGCUUCAAGGAGGAGCUGGACCUGGUGCUGAUCAACACGCUGGGCAUGGCGGCCGCCACCAGCGCGACGGUGUGGAUGGUGGCGCCCACGCGGUCGUACGGCAACGUACACAAGUUCCCCUGGCAGCAGAUGCUGGACAACCUGCCAAACUGCGUCUUUGACGCCAACGGCCCCCUGCGCACCUACACCCCGCAAUCCCGCAUCGCCGCCUUCUUCUCCAAGGCCGCUGAGCUCUCCGCCGUCGGCCUGCUCACCGGCGCUGGCACCUCGCUACUCUCCUCCGCCGCCGUCGCGCUACGACGAAAAUACGCCGACCCGGAUUUCGAGCCCAGCGUGCCCGUGCCUGACGUGGCUCGCAGCUCCGCCGGCCUGGCUGCGUUCUUCUCCCUUGCCGCCAACACGCGCUACCAGCUGCUCGGCGGCAUGGACCGCUACCUGCUGGGCCACAGCAACUUCAUGUGGACCUACCUGGCGUUGAGCGGCACCGCGCGGCUGGUCAGCAGCCAGCUGGGGGAGACGCAUCGUGCGCUGUGCCAGGGACUGCCCGACCCCUCCUCGCUGCCCAAACGGCGGGUGGUGAAGCGCAAGGUGAUGGUGCGGAAAAAGGUGCUGAAGCCGCAGCAGCCGGUGCAGGUGGUGGAGCCGGUGGUGGCAGCAGCGGCGCCGGUGGUGGCGGAGCCGGCCAUGACGACGUCUGGGCAGGUAGCGGCGGCGGCGGCGGAGGGGGCUGCAGUGCAGGUGGCGUCGACGUCGGGGCGGUUGGCGGAGGUGGAGCAGGUAUCGUCCCAGCUUCUCCCAGCUCAGCGGCAGGCGGGUCAGCAGGAGGAGGAUGUGGUGGUGCUUGAUCAGGUGCUGAGUGCGGCGGCUGUGCCUUCCAGCAGCGGCAGCGCUAGCAGCGGUGAGGUGUUGGUGCUGCACACGCAACCCCUGCAAGCGCACCCUUCCACUAGCAGCAGCAGCAGCGACGCAGCAACACCCUCCUCCUCGGCACCAUCGUCCUCACUCCCAUCGUCAUCCUACGCGCUCUCCACAUCAUCAUCAUCCUCCCCGGAGCUCCAUGCACCAGCGGAAGCAGCAGCAGCCGCACCAGCCUCGGACCUGGCAUCUCUAGUAGCGCAACAAUCGAGUGCGUCGCUGGACGCGGCGGCGAUGGCGGCGACGGAACGCGCCAUGGCGGCGGCGAUUGCGGCGUCGUCGGCAGGACAGCUCGUGGGUGCUGGACCUCGCUGAGGUGUUGCUGCAGGUGUUGGUGAUGUGGCGGUGGUGGUGGUGGUGGUGUUGAGUGUGGGGUUCACGAGCAUGUGUGCGCAUGUGCGUGCGCGGUACGGAGCUAGGAGGAGGCCUGCAUGGGGUGUGCAUGCAUCCGGUGUUGUGUGGUGCGGGGCGGAUGCGGGAGGACCGGGAACGUUUGCAGCCGUGCAAUGUAGCGCAGUGCAGUUUAGAGCAGGGAAAGUGAGCUUGUUGUUUGUGUGUAGAGCGAUUUGUGAGGAUGUGUCUCUCUGGUUUGGUCGUCGUCGUUGAUGUGUCAGAUAAUGGUGGUGAGGGCUUGUGAUGGUCGUAAACGCUCAGUAAACGUGUACGUAAAAGCAGCGAUUGCCUGCUGUUAUGGGAAGCAGGUUGAGCGGCCGACCACGGCCAUGCAGCGUCGGAGGUAACGGCGGUGAUUGAUGAAGAUUGAUUGUUAUCAGCCAGAGUUGCGUGUUUUUCAUAUUGUUUUCGAGAGCUUGGGUCUUUCCGGGUUUUCCGAGUGCACAUGCUGUGUUAAGACGACGCAGGGCCGCAAGGUUUGCUCCGCUUCUCCCUUCAACGCUUCUACACUUCUCGUUGCGCGGUGUUUGUGAUACGCUGUCUUGGUUCCGUUCCAACUGUCAUGCAACGGUCAUGCAACACGCAGAGCACAGAUGUGGUGUAAGUUCUACUCACGGUUUGCCGCAAGGGCGUGCUCUUUCCUCGUCACAUACUCUCCCCACAGCUGCCUUUCUAAACCCAGUUUGUGCGUGGACGCUUGGGCUUUUGUCAUUUGCGUCUGGAAAAGUCAACGGUGUGCAAAAUCUGCCGGGCGCCGCGGGCUUGCAGGUGUAGAGGUGUACAUAUGUGUGAGGAACGGGGCUGAGCAGCCAUUGCCUUUAGCUGCUAUUUCUGUGGCUGCUGUCAGCUGCUGUGUGAAGAACACUGGAAGUCGGUGCCAGGGAGAGGCGGAUAGCGUCGUUGUCGAGACCCUUGUGGUCUGUGCAUGUGCGCAUAUGUAUUUGUAAGGGGCCGCGAAUUCAUCGGAUGUCCCUUGACACACGGAUCAGGUGUUGCAAAGCGACAAGGCAUGCAGCGUUCUGCUGCUUGGCUGUAACAGUUACCGAAUAACCCAGAA
Messenger RNA from Astrephomene gubernaculifera, 3296 nucleotides. NCBI's taxonomy places the organism in Eukaryota, Viridiplantae, Chlorophyta, Chlorophyceae, Chlamydomonadales, Astrephomenaceae. The record is from the annotation of a GenBank genome assembly.